Messenger RNA from Zychaea mexicana, 1074 nucleotides. Its product is annotated as Stc1 domain-containing protein. The transcript has 6 exons. Bases 321 to 770 code for a protein of 149 amino acids. NCBI's taxonomy places the organism in Eukaryota, Fungi, Mucoromycota, Mucoromycetes, Mucorales, Lichtheimiaceae. The record is from RefSeq and is a predicted model, not a curated record.
GGGUGUGUUGGACGGAAUUGAAUGAGCAGCCAUAACAACAGAAACCGGAAAACGGGAUAUGUGUGUGUGUAUGUGUGUGUGUGUGUGUGCGUAUGGGUAGUGAGCGUAUUAUGUGCUGUGCAACAAGCGACAGAGAAAAGUAUAAAAAAGAAAAGGGCAAAUCUGCUGGGAAGUGUAUGAGCUGCUUUCCAAAGAAGAUAGCUCGGUAUUUCAUUGGUUGCCCUGUUCCUUUUUUUCUUUAACCUUGCUGGGUUCCCUUUGGCUCCUUUCUCGCUUUCUCUCUGUCUCGUUUCACCCAUUACUUUUCUUUUCUUUUACUCAUGAGUCGCCAAGGUGCUGCCGGUAAAUUCCGCAUUCAGCCUGCUGUUCAAGACGGCUACGGUGCUUUCCGAGCAAAUGAUCAAGCGCCAGCCAUUAAAACUUUGCGCUGCGUGUUUUGCGACCAGGAAAAGCAGCUCGAUGCGUUCUCCAAAACUCAAGUGGCCAAAGCAACUCACAACCCCUACGCCCCACCCGGAUGGAACAAAAAGCAAAAGACUGUCACUUGCAAACAGUGCACGGCCAAGCAAUCUGCAACGCUGCAGUGCAUGACGUGCACCUUAAAGAAGCCGCUCGAACAGUUUGCCAAGAACCAACGUAAACAUGCUGAAAGAGCGCGUUGCCUCAAGUGCAUGGCAAAGCGUGAAGAAGAAGACAUGAACGAUUCGGACCCUGACUAUUCGUCCGAUGAGGAUGGACCAUCACACGAAACAUGGCACGACAUCAUGUGAAAAGAAAAGACAGUCAAAAAACAUGCAUACGGCACUUCUUUCAUCUUUAACUCGCAACAAUAAUCAAUAACAAGAUCAACACUCGACCUUUGUGCUUCUUAUACAUAAUGUCUGAACCCUCCUUUUCUUCUUUUGUUGACUUUGAUUAUGCAUUCUUCAUAUACCAGCCUCAAACCAUUGCAUUUCAUAUUUGAAGAAAGAGGUUUAUCAGUGGCCUCUCUUUUCUUUUCUUUUCUUUCCAUAAAUAUAAGCAAAUAAAACAGUGAUAGCAGCUGUAGCAUUGUUGACUUUUGUAGAAACAAAC